Molecule: messenger RNA, 3823 nt
Organism: Betta splendens (Siamese fighting fish)
Lineage: Eukaryota; Metazoa; Chordata; Actinopteri; Anabantiformes; Osphronemidae
Gene: jak3
Product: Janus kinase 3 (a protein tyrosine kinase, leukocyte)
Exons: 24
Coding region: 111-3449 (1112 amino acids)
Biological process (GO): cytokine-mediated signaling pathway; peptidyl-tyrosine phosphorylation; cell differentiation
Cellular component (GO): cytosol; cytoskeleton; membrane
Molecular function (GO): cytokine receptor binding; ATP binding; non-membrane spanning protein tyrosine kinase activity
Source: RefSeq, a predicted model, not a curated record
CACACACACACACACAUACGCAGUGAAAACCAGAAGUGAAGUACGUCCUUGUUGACAGGAACAAAUCGUGACGACGUCGACUUUCGACAUCCAAAUGUAAAGACGCACCCAUGGAUCUUAGCGAGGAGGAAUCGGCCCCGCUGAUGAACAGAGACAGGGGAGGCAGCCAGCGGUCCAGCUCAAGCACCGGUCCUAGCUUACAAGUCCACCUUUACUACUUCCCUGCCACAAAAGGCACAACAACGGUACACAUUUCAUCUGGUCAGAUCUCGGCUGAACAAGUCUGCAUCCAAGCAGGGAAAAAAUGUGGAAUCCUACCGGUGUACCAAAGCCUUUUUGGUCUGGAGUCUGCAGAUCUCUCAUUCUGGUAUCCUCCAUCACACGUGUUCAACACGGAAGAAAACCUACAAGUCCACUUCAGAGUCAGGUUUUUCUUUGGAAACUGGUUUGGGCAAGGAGCGAAAACGUCCUAUCGCUACAGUCUGACCAGAGACAGAGUCAACCCAGUGCUUGACUGCUGUGUCAUUGAUUAUCUCUUUGCUCAACUACGAAGUGACUUUAUCGCCAGCGAAGCAGGUGUUUCUCCACCUUUAAGUGCCCAGGAAGAAUGCCUUGGCCUUGCUGUACUGGAUUUGUGGAGAAUGGCUAAAGAACGGCAUCAGAGUGUCAGAGAACUCUGCAAAAGUGUCAGCUACAAGUCCUGUCUUCCUAAAUCACAUCGUCAUGAAAUUCAGAAACGGAACCGUUUGGAUCGCUAUCGAAUCAGAAACACCCUCAAGCGUUUCUUAAAGAAAAUUGGAAACUGCUCUGUGGAUGAGUGCAGCUUGAAGGUCAAGUACCUGAUUGAACUGGCUGACAUUGUCCCGACUCUAGGAACCGAAACCUUCCAAGUGGAUUCUUUGGCUCCGCAGUCAAAGUCGACGUUCACUCUCAUACGGGUAACUGGGGAAACUGGAAUUCACACCGCUGGGAGUUCUAAUCCAGACAGUGCCCUGGAGUGGCAGACUUUCUGUGAUUUCCAAGAAAUCACAGACAUUAACAUAAAGAGGCUGUGUCAUGAGCAGGUUCCACAAGACAGCAGACUGGUGACAAUAACCCGCAAAGAUGACAGAUGCCUGGAAGCCAGAUUCCAGAGCCUCAAAGAAGCAUUUUCAUUUGUGUCUCUUGUUGAUGGCUACUUCAGGCUGACCACAGACUCCAGCCACUACUUCUGCCAAGACAUUGCUCCACCAAGUAUUCUAGAGAGCAUAAAGAACCACAGUCAUGGCCCGAUCACAUCAGAGUUUGCUGUCAACAAACUGAAAAAGUCAGGAUGUAAAGGUGGUUCAUUCCUUCUGCGGCAGAGUCCAAAAGACUAUGACAACUUUUUCCUCACUGUUUGCGUUCAGACCCCACUCGGACUUGAUUAUAAAGACUGUCUGAUAAUAAAGAAUCAGCACUGCAGUCUCCCUGGUGUCCAGAAAACAUUUUCCAGUCUGCGAGAGCUCACUAGAUAUUAUCAACACACCAAACUACUGUUGGCUGACGUCCCCGUCAAGUUAGGCCGCUGCUGUCCACCAAGAGCCAAAGAGCGUACAAAUCUCACCAUCAUACGGAACGGCACCUCUGUAGAAGCCCAUGGGUCUCCGACUCCUGAGAGAAACAAAUUCAGUCAUAUCCAGUUCCACAUGAUCAAAUAUGAAGACCUAAAAUGGGAGGACAGCCUGGGUCAGGGAUCCUUCACUCGAAUCUUUAAAGGCUCCAAAACAGAUGUUCAUGAUGGAGACAAACAUGUGACAGAUGUUCUACUAAAAGAGCUGGAUGUUGUUCACAAGAACUGCUGGGAGUCUUUCUUUGAAGCUGCCAGCUUGAUGAGCCAGAUUUCACAUAAGCACCUCCUCCAUGUCUAUGGCGUCUGUGUUCAUGGCGUAAAAAACAUCAUGGUGCAGGAGUUUGUCAAGUAUGGGGCUCUUGACCUCUACUUGAAAAGAGGAAGAUCUAUGUCAGUGAGCUGGAAACUUGAUGUAGCUAAACAACUCGCAUCUGCCCUCAACUUUCUGGAAGGGAAAAACAUAGUUCAUGGAAAUAUCUGCACCAAAAAUCUGCUGCUUGCCAGAGAAGGUGACACGACACAGGGCAACUCUCCCUUCAUCAAGCUGAGUGACCCAGGCAUCAGUGUGGCCAUGCUGGGCAAGGAUGUGAUCCUGGACAGAGUCCCCUGGGUGGCUCCUGAGGUGCUUGAUGCACCAGAAAACCUGACCCUGGAGUGCGACAAGUGGAGUUUUGGUGCCACUGUGUGGGAAAUCUUCAACAAUGGAAAUGCUCCACUGAAAGGCUGGGACCUGAACAGGAAGCAGCAGUUUUAUGAGCGUUUUCAGCAGCUGCCUCCGUCCCAGUGGACAGAGCUCGCUGAUCUGAUCAGCCAGUGUAUGGAAUACCAGGCAGCCUUCAGACCAUCAUGUCGCAGUAUAAUCCGUCAGCUCAACAGUCUGAUCACUUCAGACUAUGUGAUACUACAUGCCACAGAGCCCGUCACACAGAGCCCUGUGUGGCGAGCAUUCGACCUGCCUCAGCAUGACCAAAUGUUGUAUGAGGAGCGACAUCUAUGUUACAUCUCUCCAUUAGGAAAAGGAAACUUUGGAAGUGUUGAACUUUGUCGUUAUGACCCACUGGGUGAUAAUACUGGAGAGUUGGUGGCUGUGAAGAAGUUGCAGCCCAACAAGCAGUCAACCCUGGAGGACUUCCAGAAGGAGGUCAACACCCUCAGCGCUUUGCACUGCGACUACAUCGUCAAGUACAGAGGAGUCUGCUACAGCAUGGGUCGCCUCAGUAUGAGCUUGGUAAUGGAAUACCAUCCAUACGGCAGCCUGAUUGGCUACAUGGAGAAUAACCGGCACAACGUCAAUGUCAGGAGAAUGCUGCUCUUUGCCUCUCAGAUCUGUAAGGGGAUGGAGUACCUGCAGACCCGGCGUUAUGUGCACAGAGACCUUGCAGCCAGAAAUAUCCUUGUGGCCAGUGACACGCUGGUGAAAAUAGCUGAUUUUGGGUUGACCAAGAUUAUUCCUUUUGAUAAGGAGUACUAUCGCGUCACAAAGCCUGGAGAGAGCCCCAUCUUCUGGUACGCACCAGAGUCUAUCAGUGAGUCCAGGUUCUCCCACAAGUCAGAUGUCUGGAGUUUUGGAAUAGUUCUUCAUGAGCUCUUCUCCUACUGUGACAUGAACUUAAACCCAAAAAGGCUCUGUAUGCAGGAGCUGGGUCACGGCAUGCACAGUGCUUCUAUUUCUAUGCAUCUGGCAAACAUUCUGAAGAAUCACUGGAGGUUGCCCCCUCCCCCACACUGCCCCCCCAGGGUAUACAACUUGAUGCAGCAGUGCUGGGCGUACGACUUUGAUGAGAGGCCAAGUUUCUCCAACCUGGGAAACCAAAUAGAAGCUGUCAUGCAGGAUGAGAGAGAGAAUCCUAAAGGCUGACAAGACAUUACGGAAGACAACUUGGAUCACAAACUGGAUUUCCCCUGAAUUCCGCUUUAUCAGUUUGUUUAAAGAUGCUACUUUAUUGAAGAUUUAUGUUACAAGGCUAAAUAUAUAUUUUACAUUACAGAUUCUGUAGCUCUUACAGCUCUUACAGCCUUAUGUUACAAGGCUAAAUAUAUAUUUAACAUUACAGAUUCUUUAGCUCUUACAGCACUUUGGUCAGCCAAGGCUGUUUUUAAAGGGCUUUAUAAAUAAAGUUGAGUUAUUUAUAUUGUUGUACCACUGUGAUAAAUCAAAUUAAAGUAACAUUAAAUACUCAAGAAAAUACUGUCAAAAGAAUUGAAGGAAAUAAAAGAUCAUGAGACACCCAA